Messenger RNA from Acyrthosiphon pisum (pea aphid), 1503 nucleotides. RefSeq names its product leucine-rich repeat-containing protein 71-like. Lineage: Eukaryota; Metazoa; Arthropoda; Insecta; Hemiptera; Aphididae. Gene Ontology annotation, molecular function: protein binding. The transcript is spliced from 9 exons. The record is from RefSeq and is a predicted model, not a curated record. Bases 502 to 1503 code for a protein of 333 amino acids.
AAAAUAUUAAUAUAUUAUAAAUCCAAUCCAUACAUAGGUGUGUACAAAUUGCAAGUGUGUAAGACGUUAAUUACUUAUUUAUGUGAUAUUUCAGUUUAAAAACCGUCUUUAUUUUUUACAAUGAAUUAGGAUGGGUGCAUAACAAUGAGUACAGUUUGCGUUUUUAUUUAUUAGUUAUUACUUACUACAAUUAUUAUUACAGGAUAAUUGUCCAUUCAAAAUUUAAUAAUUUAAUAUUUGUUUCAUACCUUCAUUUUUUGAACAACAUAUGUUUACUAUCAAUCACUUAUAAUGGCACCUAGCCACCUAGGUACUUAAAAUCUAGUUUCGACUUUAUUGUUGACAUUUACUAGUAGUUACUAAGCAAAUUAGUUCUGUUACGUCUUUAAUGAGUUUUAAGUAUAUUUUGUAUUAUUAAUUACAAAUUGUCCGAAAAUUAGAACAAUAUUGCAAUCUCAAAUAUUCAAAAUAUUUACUACUUACAUACCUAAUAAUAUAACGAUGCAGACAACAGAAUUACAACGUCCAUCAGGAGAAAAGAAAAUUGACAGCAAAAUGCGGGUUACCGAUGUGCAUUGGUAUGAAAACGAAAUAUCAAAAAAUAUUACAAAACUCAGCUUAAGUAACUGCAACGUUAACCAAGAAGUAUUGAACAAUUUAAGCAAGUAUUUAAAAAUGGAAGAAUGUCUUGUUAAUGAACUUGUACUUGACAGAAUUAAUCUAUCAAAUUUAAAUUAUUUAUGUUGCUUAACACCAGAUACCAAAGUGAAAAAAUUAUGGCUGAGAUUUUGCCAACUUAAAGAUAAAGGAGUUAAUAAUCUUUUGGUUAUUUUGGAUGAGACAAGUAGAAAUACACAAUUGAAUUCAUUAUACUUAGAUUGCAAUAGUAUAACAUGCAAAGGAGCAAAACAAAUAGCACAGGUUUUAAGAACUAAUAGAACAUUAAAAUCACUUUCAUUGGCUAGAAAUUUGAUAAAGGAUGAAGGGGCAUUUGCUUUAGUUAGUGUUUUAUCAACAUUUCAACUUAAUGAUUAUGAAACCAAUUGGAAAUCUAAGCAAGAACAACAGCGCAAUAGACUCUUAGAAUAUUUGACUGAUAUUCUAUCUCAAAAAUUAAAAGAAAAAACUAUUUCAUCAAAUGAUAGUAAUAACAAUGAUGUGUUGUCAUCAAUUGAAGUGGCUAAUUUGAAACAAAGAGCUGAAAGUAUGAUUGUUCCACACACGCACCCAUAUUUAACAGGACAAUUAUUAAAGAGUGGUUUGAGUUAUCACAGUCCAGGAAAUUUUAAAAUUGCAUAUUUAAAUAUUUCAUAUAACCAGUUUAGCUCAAACAUUUUAAAUGUUAUAGAACAAAUAAUUCAGUAUCAGCAAAAAGUUUGUGUAGUUAAAGAAGGACUUCAAAAUUUAAAAAUUGAAGGGUUUGAUAUGAAGCAAAUAGAAAGGAUAAACAAAUUAAUCGAAGGAAAGCUACGUCAAGAAAAUAGGAGUAAAAAAUUUCGCUGA